GCUUGUCGUAUUAACUUCUAACUUCUAAGAGACAUGGAUAGUGCUCCUGAGUCCUGUCCGCUGGUUUUGCCAAAUUUCUAUCAGUGUAAACUCUCAGUCAUGGAGGAGGUUCUUCCGGGAGGACCAUCAUUUCUUCAGAAUACUCAAACGAUCUUGAAUAAGCUGCAGUUGCUGGUGGACGAGGGUGUUUUUCUUCGGGGAGGAGGAUCAUUUCGACAAGUUGAAGGGGGAAUUAGAAGAAGUGAAUAAGUAUUUUCUGGCUGCAUGGAAAUUGGAGAUUUCUUUUAAAAGUCUUGUAGAUUUUGUUUGUGACAAUAGGGAGCGGAUUUACUCUUCUUCUGAAUUAGAUCAGGCAUCGUCCAGCUUCGACUCAAUUGCAGCAGCCUCCAUUUUUGGAGAUUUUUUGAAGAAUUUUAGGCAACAGACCCGACUUCUUGACGAUUCUGUUCAUCAAGGUUGGCAGGGUUUUUAUUCUCUUCUUCUUAAGGAUGGAUUGCCCUCCACUGUAGCAGAUCGAGAAAGUACAGUGAAUUUUGGGCAACAAAUCAGAGAUUUUUACAAACGGAUGUGGGAUUCCAUGGUGCUACUCUUUUCGGAAUCCAGAACGAGAUAUUUGCAGCAGCGCUGGGAUAAUGACUGGACGGGUGGAUGGGAAGAGAUGUCUUAUUGGAAAAGUGAUGUCAUUGAUCUUUUCACAUCCUUCCAACAGAAUGUUGAGGACAUUCUCUGCCUUGGUAGACGCUGUGAUUCAAGAUUUGCAGAAGUCUUGAAACCUGCUCUUAUUUACUCAACAUUACCGCAAGGGCAUCCUAUCAAGCGAUUUCCAUUUGUGAAACAUUUCAGUUCGGGCUGGGUGAAUCGCCUCAAAUUUAUCAAGCGAUUUCCAUUUGUGAAACAUUUCAGUUCGGGGUGGGUGAAUCGGGGGAAUCUCAGUUAUGACUGGGUGAAUCGCCUUGAAUAUAUCGAGCGAUUUCCAUUUGCGGCUCUAUUCGCAGCUCGUCUUUGUUGUUGGUUUUUAAGAGAUGGAAUUCACUUGAAUACCUCUGAAUCGGUGGAGCAGAUCAACCCUUCUGCUGACCAAGCUUCUUUGACUUAUACUGGUGUCUGGGAAUCUGAAUCGCUGUCACUCACUCUGUCUAGCGAGGCAAUGACUUGCAUUGAUUCGAUCAUAGAUUUCUGCAAGGAUGAUCAUGAUCUGAAGGAGCUGAAGGUAGAGUUGAGCCUAGUGAAGAUAUUUUUCCUGUGUGCAAGGAAAUUGUGUUUUUACUCAGAGAGAACUGAAAUUCUUGAAGAUUCUGUUUGUCAAAAUUGGCAGCAGUUUUGCUCUUUUCUUGCUCAAUUGGAGCAUGGAUUGCCCCCCAGCGAAUUGGCUGGGGCGAUCUCCAAUUUAAGAAGAAUCUUAAAGAGUUAUAGGCAAAAAUUCAGUGAAUUGUAUGUUGAGAUGCCGGACUUUUUAUUCAAAAGGUACGGCUAUUGCAGCGAGGGUCGUAAUCCGUAUGUAGAUAGCCUUUUAAAAUCCAAUUCUGCCUUGAGAGAUGAAUUCAUGGAACUCUUCAAUUUUCUCUUAAAAAACCUUGAGGAUAUUGUCAUCUGGGGCGAAGCUUGUGAUUCAAGACUUGCAAAAUUGUUGGAACCGCUUCAAGAGAAGCUAGUGUUCCUUAGAACUUUCAUUCUCUUUGCCAGUUUGCAAGGCAAGCCCAAGAGGAAACUCUUGGAGCAGUGUGCAGUUGUGGCUUUAUCUGCAGCACAUCUUUGUUACAUUUGCUGGUUUUUCAGAUAUGACUAUCAAGAGCUCAACUGGAUGGACUCAAAGAUUUCUGAAUUAACAGACAAGAUCAUGCGUGUUGAUCACCGAGCCCAUCUCGCAUAUAUUUGCGUCCUUGAAUCUGGAACAACUUCCCCCACUCUGUCUGCCAAGAAGGAUGUGAUUAUAGUGGCUGAAUUUGUUGAUUCUCUCCUAGGUCAUCUUGGGGAGUUACUACUAAAUUGUCCUGCCUAUUUUGUGGUAUCUUUGAAGCAUCAAUUGCGGAUGCUUUUUGAGGGACUGCGAUUUUUGAGAAACAUUCUCAAUAAGGAGAAGUACGAUGGGAUAGAGGGAAAAAUCAAGGAUCUUAUUGGAGCUGUGGUCAAUGACGCUGGGAUUGUAAUUUUUUCACUUUAUCAGAAUGACCUUCAAAAGCUUCAGCUGAGGAAAUAGAUGUUAAGCUCUUUUGUU
Messenger RNA from Coffea arabica (coffee), 2215 nucleotides. Lineage: Eukaryota; Viridiplantae; Streptophyta; Magnoliopsida; Gentianales; Rubiaceae. The record is from RefSeq and is a predicted model, not a curated record.